Messenger RNA from Dujonia railenensis, 10206 nucleotides. The record is from the annotation of a GenBank genome assembly. Lineage: Eukaryota; Fungi; Ascomycota; Pichiomycetes; Serinales; Debaryomycetaceae.
AUGAUCAUUUCUAAAAGAAAUUACCUCGAAAAAAUGGAGAUGGCAAAGCCCUUAAAGGGUUUCAUAGAUCAAAUUUUGAAUUGUCCAGAUGAGGAAUUGGCUACCCUUUUGAACUCACAGACAACAUGGGAAAGACCAACAGGUGACUUGUUCCACUGGGUCCCAGUGUUGAAUCUGUUUGACCAGAUGUUUGCCUGGUAUAUUAAAAAGUACUCUUUGGAUGAAGAAUACCCAAAGUUGAAAUUAUUCGAGCGUGAAGAUUCGGAGAGGGCUGUUGCUUGCUUAAGGUUUACAAGUUUACUAUUUGAACAUUGUACGAAUAGAUCGAUAUAUGGUAGCACUGACAGAUUGCACUGCUUAAUCAACACUCCUGAUAUCGAUGUCUUACUAGCAACGUUGGAUUUGUUAUUAACCAUCAAUACCAAAUUUCCUACGACCAAGGCAACCAAGCAGAAAUUUUUAAAAAUUGCCAAAGUAUACCCUCCUCCUGUCCCAACCCUGUUCAAAGUUGAACCUUCAAAGGACUCCUCGAACUCAUCAAGCGAGGAGAAGGACAUAAACGAGCAGUACAGUUUACUAGAUACAUUGGGAAACAAGAAAUAUCCCUCAAAGUGGAAAUCUGUGCAUUUCCAAUACUUUAAUGAAGCCAAGAGAGAAGAAGAACUGAAAAGGGCCAAAAAAAAUAACAAAAAGAGAAAGAUAGAGAAGGCUGAAGGUAAGGAGGUAUCACUGGAUCCAUCUCCCAAGAGUGGUACUGGGGCCUCAGGAAUUACUACAUUUUCCUUGUCUGAAGAAAAAGUCAAAUCACUUAGUCUUGAAGAGAUUUUUGAAAAAGGCUGCGCUGUCAUUCCUCAGGAGUUCUGGUAUGACUUUGCACUCCACACUCUUACAAUUAAAUCUUUCAGUUCGAAACAGCCAAAGGCAAUGAAAUUGAGAGAAAAAUUGUUACAAAUGAAAUGCCUCAGUAUAGGUUACAUCUCACGUCAUAAAGAUUCUGCAUCAUCCAGAUUGUUUGAAACGCAGCCAUUCAUUUUCAGCUUCUUGGUUGACUUGAUCCAACCAGAAAACUCUAAAUUAGUCACCGACGAAGUGUAUAGCAGUGCUGUAAGAGCCUUAGAAAGUAUUUCAUCGAUGCGCACCGCACUUGGUAGUGAUCUCUUAAGGUGUCUUGGAGGAAAUGUGAGUCAUGGAAUUAUGUUCCAGUGCAUCAGAAAUAUUAAUAAGAAAGUUGUUAAUGAGGACCCAAAUCUAAAUGAACAAAACUAUAUUCACUUUUUUGAUAUGUUAGGUAAUCUAAUUGAACUGAAAACUUUGGUGCCAAGAUUAGUUUCCGGUGGAUUACUAACCGACUUAAUGUCUUUUUUGAAUAUCAAAUCGAAAUAUAGAUGGUUAACCUCUGCCGCAAUGCAUUUGAUAGUUUUACUAUUGGAAUUUUCUCCAGAAAGUUUAAAUGAGUUUAUCAAUAGUGGGGGCUUUCAGAAGUUAAUAGAUUCUGUCAAAUCUGAGGUAAAUUUUGCAUUGGAAAAUCCAAAUUAUGGGGGAGGUGCACCAAAGGAUGCCAUUGUCUACUAUUCGAUUACUUUCAGACAGGCCAACUAUAUUAAAAAUUUAAUUGGGCUAGUUCUGCAAUUAAUUCAAUCGGAUGCUGGUGAUAGGCUAAGAAAUUUGUUCGAUUCGCCAUUAUUGAACUACCUCAAUGCCAUUUUGCUCAAUCCAAAUGUGUUUGGUCCUACUAUUCUUUCAUCCACUAUUGAUGUUGUCUUUUACAUCAUUCACAAUGAGCCUACUGCAUAUUCAAUCUUAAAUGAAGCAAAAGUUAUUGAUACCAUAUUGGAUAACUUUGAAAAUAUCUUUUUGCCCAAUGGAGCUUUAUUAAUGAGUUUACCUGAAGUUUUGGGAGCUAUAUGUUUGAAUAACGAUGGUUUGAAAAAAGUUAUCGAGAAAAACUGCAUUACUAAAUUUUUUGAUUCCUUCUUUGACUUGAGGUUUGCAAAAGAAAUGGCGAAAACUGAUCUGUCGACCAACAUAGGGUGUUCAAUAGAUGAAUUAGGUAGACAUUAUCCAGCUUUAAAACCGGUAAUAAUGAAGGAAGUUAAAAGAAUUGUAAAAGAUUUACCAAAAUAUGCUAAUGAAAUUCUCCCUGGUAUACAAUUCUAUCAACAUCCUACAGGCAAUCUAUUCUUGGGACUGAAGGAAGUAACAGUCGAAGAUGAAGCUGAUAGACAUGAAAUAUAUAACUGGGAGGCAUGUGAACAAGCAUACAUUAUCGACAAUGCAUUUUUCUUCUUCGGAGGAUUGUUUCAAGACAGUUCACUGUGGGGAGAGCUUGCAAUUACAGAACUUUCAUAUGAAGAUUGGACCAAUUUUUUAACUAUCAGUAAUGCUCCCUUCGAUUAUACUACGUCUGAUUCAUUUUCAUGUCUAAUAGAUGUUUUGAAAUAUUUUGACGAGGAAAAAGGUGACUAUGGUUUACCUCCUUUGAUAAAAAUUAUAAUGAAGAAAAUGGAAAGCUCUCUAGUGCAAGCAUUUAUUCAUUAUGAAGACAAUGAAACGUCAUUUUUUGAGCAAGAAUCAGAAUCACUAACACAGAUAUUAAAGGAAAUUAAUACCUUAAAUGUUCUCAUGUAUACCUUAACUGAAAUUUAUGUAAAUCCAGGCUCAAUAUAUUAUGAAAGGGUUCAUCAACUCGGUACUUUAUUUGGUACAAAUGAAGGAAUUCACUUAAUUGAAGAGUUUGGAUUAUUAUUAAGAAGAUGUAUGAUUGAAGAAAUCUUGAUUAGAACAAGAUUACCAAAAGAGGUUGUUAUGCAAACUGCUCCUUUAAUUGAGGAAGCGGGAAGUGCUUCUUCUUUCCCCCCAGCUCAAAUAUUCUCUGAAGAGCCAAAGACCUCAACUUUGAAUCCUGAAAAGCAAGACACUAGUGCCAAGUUCAAAAAUACUUUGCAACUAAGAUUCCUUUUCUAUAGGUUUCAAAACUAUGUUUCCACCAUAUAUUGCUCAUUGGGAAGAGUUCUCAUGAUUAAGAAACAAGAUUAUCUUGAAGCUGACUGGAGAAAGGGUGUUGUUAGACUUACUUUAAAAAUCUCCGAAAUUUUCACGGAGUUGUUGAACACAAAUUUUCAUUCUCGUAUUGAACACGAAGAACCAUUUUUGUUAGUGUUGAUACAUAUUGCAUUAUUUUGUAUGACUCACAAAGAAACUCAAAGAUACACGGGAAAUGAAUGUGUUCAAUGUGGUUUAGUAAUUGGUUUGUUCCAGAAUGGAUUCUUCAACAAGUUGAAGGAUAUCUCGCUUACAUCCUAUGAUUCGUUGUUAAAAAUGGAUGUUGAAGAAGCAGAUGCAACCAAUGCAUUAACUUACAUAAAUCAAAGCAGAAGCAGUAUGCUUAAAAAUAUUUUAAGUCAAUCACUUACUAUAUUUAGUGAGAUUACCAAUAGGAAGAGGUAUUGGCCAUUGCUUUCGGCUGGGCGUUAUUUUCACGAUGGAUAUCCAGAUGACACUGAAGAGGCAUUAAUUUUAAGUUUAUGCCAUCAAACUAGGAUAAUUGGAUUUGAACUAUUAGACAAAAUAGUUCAUCAUGAAAUUGGAAAUUUUCAAAAUGUUCCGACUCCAAUAGUGGAAAUAGUUGUAGAUAUCGCUACUAACGUUUAUGUUGUCGUUCCAAGGUUUGAACAUGCGGAGGAUUUUAUUCCAUUUGAUGUAGAAAAUGUGUCCCCUCCAUCAAAGUUUUUAAAUAUUUUGACUACGGAGAUGACUCAAGCUCAAGCUCAACAUUAUCUCAAACAUGCAAAGAAUUUGAUAAACUUGUCCAAGGGAAUUCGAGCUGAUGAUAGGAAAAGUUUUGUAUCAGAAGAAACAUGGAAUAACCUAAUAGAAAAAGUUGCGGAAUUAGAUAAAGAUGAUUUAGUAAGUAUUCCAAAAACAACUUAUAGAGCUAAAAAACUAAAUGAAUUAUUGGCCACUAAUGAUAAGACUUUUGUGAUUCAGUGGCUCCGAAUGAUUGAACAUUAUCCCAAAUGUAUUGAUUCAAUGAGCACCUUAGUUGUUGGAGCUCGUUAUAAGUAUAGAGUCGAAGACACUAAGCUUAUUUCAUCAUACUUGUAUGACCUAUACGACGAAAUAGCUAACGGUACAAAAGAAAAGAAUAAGCAAAUGAAUUUGAUUAUGAAAUUAUUCUCAAAACGACUUGAUGAUAACGAUGACAAUAGAGAGAACAAUGAAAAAUUCAAAUCAUUUAUUUGUAAUUGUUUGAAGCAAAAGGAUAAUUUGAAUCAAGACUGGAUUGCUGAUGGUUUGUUACUUAUUGAGAAAUUUUUAGUAUGGACUAGCUUACCCGUUGAGGAAAGGACUGAAGUUUUGAGUGACCAAAAAUGGGUUGAGCUUCCUCCCUACCAAAUGAGUAAAGCUGAAUUUGAUAGCAUUUUAACACAAUUGGUUGAAAUUGAUAUUCCGAGUGUAUCAAAUAUAAGGACAGCUAUAUCUUUAAGUAGAAUAUUCACGUUGAAUGCUGGAAAUCCUAUCGUAACUAGAAAAAUCUUUGCAAUAGUAAAAGAUUUUAUAAAGUUGAAUAAGCUGAUUCAGCAUGAAGACCGCUCUGUAAUUCAAGAGUACUUCCUGUGCUUGACAUGUCUCAUUAGAAGAUGCUUUGAAACAAUGGAAGUGUUAAGAAGUAUAAUGACUUCUGAAGUUGCUUCGGUCGGCCGUAACAACUUUAGAGUGUCCUCAGAUCUUCAUGGCAUUCUCAUAGAGACAAAAGAUCUAGCUUUUAGGGAUUAUGAAUUGUUGAUUGAGUUGUUGAGUAAAGAAUUAAGAAUUGAAAAUUAUGAUGGCUUACCAAUAUUUUCAAUGAAAGUAUUCAAGGUGAAAGAAUCCAAUGCAGGUAAAUCUUCGGAUACUCCAAUGGAGGAUGCAGUUACCGAAGAGACUCAGGCUGCAUCAGAACCUAGUUUCGAAUCGUCGGGAAUUGUUCAAGUACUUGUAUCUGAGCUAAUGGAUAAUUUUAAAGGUCUGAAUUGGACUUCUGAUCCACCAGAAUUGAAAGAAGAGAUGGAAAAGAAAGCUAAAGAGGAUGAAAAAGCAAAUAAAAUCAUUCUGAAGAAGCAAGCCAAAGAGCUAAGAGAAGCUAACGUUUUCAGAAAUAAAAGCUUUUCUUACAUAUGCUUUUUGCUUCAAACAAUAACAGAGUUGGUAAGUUCAUACAAGCAACCCAAACUUGAAUUCAUUACCUUUUCCAAGAAAGGCAAAGAUGAACUGAGGAAGCCAAGAUCUACAGCUUUGAAUUUUUUAAUCCACCAAUUGAUUUCAACUCAACAACUUCUUCCUAAGAAUGUCACUGAUACUACAGUCGGUUCUGAAAAUGAACGUAAAGCUGCAGUUGCAUCGUUAUCUAAAUUAUGCAUCCUUGGGUUAAUUUCCACACCUAUUCUUGACGAGAAAAAUACACCAAUUGCAACUAAAGAAGAUACAGAUAUGGCCUUUAUUAGAAAGUUUUAUGUCGAUAUCUUGCUGAAAAUCUUCAAAGAAACUAAUGAUUCUAUCAACUUGACACCUACUUUACGAUAUUCUAAGUUUAUGGAUCUAGCUGAUUUGUGCUCUUCACUUAUCUCAAAUAAAUUUAGAGAUUUGAUGGGUCCGGUUUUGAAUAAAAAUGCAAUCAAAUAUGAUACCUAUUAUCUUGGAAAAGCCAUGAUUGAUAAACAAAUUCCAAAUCAAAUAAGCUCCAUUGCAGCAGACUUUGACCUUAAUUUCCCUAAUAUCGACAAGGUGAUCAAGAUUUGUCUCAAACCUAUCUCAUUCAUUGGUAAAAUAAAGACUGAAUAUCAGUCAUUUUUUGAAGAGGAAAAUAAGCAUCAUCUUGAUGGCGGUGGGGGCUACGAAGAUGACGAUAUCGUCGUAUCAGAAGAUAAUGAAGAAGAUGGGAGAGACGAAACUCCUGAUUUGUUCAGAAAUUCGACGUUAGGUAUGUAUGAUGUCGAAUCAGAUAGUGAAGAAGACGAUGAAGAUAAUGAAUUUGACUUUUAUGAUGAUAAUGGCCCACUUGAAGUAUUAAUGGAUGGAGAAGACGUUGAUGUUGAAGAUGACGAGGAUGACGAUGAUGAUGAGGAUGACGAUGAUGAUGACGACGAUGAUGAGGAUGACGAUGAUGACGAUAUGGAAGAUGAUGAAGGUGAUAGUGGGGACAUUGAUAUGGAUGAAGAGUUAGACUUCCUGGGACGUCAAGGUUUUGUUAGAGAUAUUGACUUGAUAGAUGUCGUGUCCGAUGAAGAGGACGAGGAUGGAGAUGAAGGUGACUCGGUAGUUGAUGACGAAUUAAAUCUGGAUGAAAAUUCUGAUUUCUAUGAUUUUGAUGAAGGUGAAAGUGUUAGUGAAUAUGACGAUGAUGAAUUAGAUGGAUGGAUUGAAGCUUUCGAAAGUGAUGCUGAUGCUGAUGAGGUGGAUGGCUUAGAUGCUGAUGAAGAUUCUAGUGUCAUCCGAAGAACAGCGAUUAUCAACAAUGCGAGAUCUUCGAGAGGUAGGACUAGUAGUUCAGGAAGUGUGAACUCUCACAGCCACGGUUUAAGAGGUGAAUAUGCAGACGACAGUGAUGCAGGCGACAUUGGAGUAGAAGAUAACUCCGAUGAAUCCGAUGGUGAAUCAACUUCCUUCAGAGCGAUUGAAUCAAGAGCCAGAGGACGAGAUUUUGCAAACACCUUUUUUGAUGCAAUAUUGCCCGUUGGUGCAGAGGCAAUUGGAUAUGUUGGCGUAGGAAGUAAUGGUAUGUCAAGAAUAUUUGGGGGCUCAUUUAGUGAAAAUGGUGAUGAUAAUAGAUUAUUGAGAGGCUCUAUUCAAAUAGGUGGAAGUGGGACUGCUAAUGCGGGUACUGGUCGUGCUUCUGGUCUUAGAGGAAGAGGUAUUCAUGGUUUCGAACGGACCAUUGAAAGAAUUUUGCUAGGUACUAACAUUAGAAAGCCCACCCGCCCUGAUGAUCCUUUAAACAACAUGUACAUUAAAUCUACAAGAGAACGCUGGAAUGAGACAUUUAAAAAGUGCUAUGUACCAUUUACAUUCAAUGCUGAAUUGGCCAUUGCUCCAAAAAUUCUCAAUUUAAUUAGUGACGAGAGCUUAAAUAUAUAUAGGGAAAAGAAAGAAAAAGAGCAAUUAUUGAAGAAAGAGCAUGACGAAAAGAUGAAGAAAAGACAAGAAGCAGAAAGAAUCAGAAGAGAAGAAGAAGCUAAAGCAAGAGAGUUGCAGGCUGCAAAUGACCCUUCUCUGGUGCAAGAACCAAUUAUGGUAACAAUCGGCGAUAGGGAAGUUGACAUUAGUGGAACUGAUAUUGAUCCUGAAUUUUUUGAAGCUUUACCAGAUGACAUGAGAGAGGAAGUAUUCACCCAACAUGUCAGGGAAAGAAGGGCUAAUGCGAAUAUUACUGGAGAGGACACAAGAGAAAUCGAUCCAGAUUUCUUAGACGCAUUGCCGGACCACCUCAGAGAAGAAAUCUUACAGCAAGAGCUUAUGGCCAGAAGGUUCAAUGCCAUGGAUGAUAUAGACGAUGAGGAUGAUGAUGAUGACGAAGAUGAUGGUGGAGAAGAACAUGAGAAUGGGGAAGAAAACAUCAUUCUUGGCGAAAGUUCCAGAUUGGAAGAUGGAACAGCAGCUACGGAAGGUACGUCUGCUACUGGAGAAAAUGGUUUAUCUUCAACUACUCCUGCUGGAAAAGCAGCUCCUACGUCCAAAGCCAAAAGGAGCUUCUUCACUCCUUUAGUUGAACGUUCAGGUGUUGCUUCGUUAAUUCGUCUCCUCUUCAUUCCUCAACCUAUGAAUCAAAGGGAUUCAAUCCAUCAAGCCUUGGAGCACCUUUGCCACAAUAAGCAGUCUAGGGCUGAAGUUAUAAAUUUACUUAUAUCUAUUCUCCAGGAUGGUUUGCAUAGUCAGAAGUCUAUUGAAAAAUCUUUUGCACAAGUUUCCCUCCGAGCUAGAUGUGGAAAGUCAAAGCCAGAGGGUAAUUACCAAUUUCCAUUGGGAGGUACACCCGUCGUAAUUGGUAAUCAGAUUAUAGAAGCAGUUUUACAUUUAUUGGAUAAAAACGUUCAUAUUAGAUACUACCUUUUAACUGAACAUGAGAAUGUGUAUAAGAAGAAGGGCUCAGCUCAUACGACUGUUGGAGCCAAGGAAUCCAAAUACCCAAUCAAUUAUUUACUUGGCCUUUUAGAGAAUGAUUUAGUCAAAACAGAACAGCCGUUCAUGGAUAUUUUGGCUCUGGUUUUCCAACUUGCAACAAGACCAUUACAUAUUUUAAAGAAAGUUAAGAAUUCCAAACCACCUUUCGCUCCGCCAUUCAUUCCCGAUCACAAUUUCCGUUUAUUGAUUCAAAUAUUAGUUUCUCAUGAUUGUUCCAAGACAACUUUCAGGACUACUAUCAGUACCAUGCAGAACUUAAGUGUCCUAAAAAAUGCUCAAAGAGUGUUUUCUCUUGAAUUAUCUGAUCAGGCAACGUCUUUAGGGAAAACUCUAAUUAGUGACUUGAAUGCAUUAACUACUGAAAUAGUGAAUGUCAGCUCCUAUGAUACCGAAGGGACUUCAUUUCCUAAGUUUAGUGCAUCAUCCUCAGAUCAAGCCAGAUUGCUUAGAAUUCUCACAGCGCUUGAUUAUAUGUUUGAAUCAAAAACUAAAGAUGAAGAUGAAUCUAAUACACUUUCUGGGGCUGAUGACGAUGAAAUAGAGGAGUUAACGGGCUUAUAUAGAAAACUUGCUCUUGGAUCAUUAUGGGAUUCAUUAAGUGAGAUUUUGCGAGUAUUGGGUGAGAAGCAAGACAUGAUGUCCAACGUAUCAACUGCAUUACUUCCAUUGAUUGAAUCAUUGAUGGUUGUCUGUAAACAUAGCAAAGUUAAGGAUUUGCCAAUUAAAGAGGUUGUAUUGAAAUAUGAGCCAACUCACAAAAGAAUUGAUUUCACUAAGGAACCCAUAGAGAAUUUAUUCUUUUCGUUCACUGAUGAACACAAGAAAAUUUUGAAUCAAAUGGUUAGAACAAACCCAAAUUUGAUGAGUGGGCCAUUCGGUAUAUUAGUGAGAAAUCCAAGGGUCUUAGAAUUCGAUAACAAAAAGAAUUACUUUGAUAGAAUGUUACACAGACUGAAGGAUGAACACCAGAAAUUAUCUAUAACUGUUAGGAGAGAUCAAGUUUUCUUAGAUUCAUAUAGGGCAUUGUUUUUUAAACCACAAAACGAGUUUAGGAAUAGUAAAUUAGAAAUUACUUUCAAGGGAGAAGCUGGAGUAGAUGCUGGAGGUGUUACUAGAGAAUGGUAUCAAGUUUUAUCAAGACAAAUGUUUAAUCCAGAUUAUGCCCUCUUUACUCCUGUUGCAUCGGAUGAGACUACAUUCCACCCUAAUAGAACAUCAUAUGUUAACCCCGAACAUCUAUCAUUUUUCAAAUUUAUUGGUAGAAUUAUCGGGAAAGCCAUAUUUGAUGGAAGUUUCUUGGAUUGUCAUUUUAGUAGAGCAGUCUACAAACGGUUAUUAAGUAGACCUGUGUCCUUGAAAGACGUUGAAACCUUGGAUUUGGAAUAUUAUAAAUCAUUAUUAUGGAUGUUAGAAAAUGAUAUCACCGAUGUAAUUACUGAAGAUUUUUCAGUUGAGACUGAUGAUUAUGGUGAACAUAAGAUCAUUGAAUUAGUCCCUAAUGGAGCUAGCAUUCCAGUUACUGAGUCCAACAAACAAGAUUAUGUGAAAAAGGUUGUUGAAUAUAGAUUACAGACUUCUAUCACAGAGCAAAUGGAUAACUUUUUGAUUGGUUUCCAUGAAAUUAUAAAUAAGGACCUUGUUGCGAUCUUUGACGAACAGGAGUUGGAAUUAUUAAUAUCUGGAUUACCUGACAUUGAUGUUGACGACUGGAAAAACAAUUCAACAUAUAGUAAUUAUUCACCAUCUUCACCUCAGAUCCAAUGGUUCUGGAGAGCAGUGAAGUCAUUCGAUACUGAAGAGAGAGCCAAAUUGUUACAAUUUGCGACCGGUACAUCAAAGGUACCAUUAACUGGAUUCAAAGGGUUAAGUGGUAGCAAUGGUACUUGCAAAUUCAGCAUACAUAGAGAUUAUAGCAGCACAGAUAGAUUGCCACUGAGUCAUACAUGCUUUAACCAGAUUGACUUGCCAGCAUAUGAGCUGUAUGAACAAUUGAGAGGCAAUUUAUUAUUAGCGUUAACUGAGGGUCAUGAAGGAUUCGGAUUAGCUUAA